Orbicella faveolata is the source of this 2193-nucleotide messenger RNA. RefSeq lists its product as uncharacterized. NCBI's taxonomy places the organism in Eukaryota, Metazoa, Cnidaria, Anthozoa, Scleractinia, Merulinidae. The record is from RefSeq and is a predicted model, not a curated record.
CCCAAGGUUAACUCGUCUCCAGGGUUACCUGUCCCUCAUAGUCGGCGGGGCCUCAGAAUAAGGAAACGUCAUCUCUGAAGAACUGAUUUGAUUGGCUGGAUUCCUCGAGGGACAUUUUUAACUAGUUCAACUUCGUCGUUUGCAGUCCGGGUCAAUCUUCUCCACCCUUAGCCAUCCUUGUUCCUUUAUGGUUUAUCAUUAUGUCUUUGGUGUUUUUCUGUCUUAUUUUAAAACUGUUAUUUUCAUGUUUUUUACCAUUUAAAGGUAAUUUUGUACGUAGCCAAAAUAACUCAAAAUACCGUUACUGAGCUCACAACAUAGACGAUUAUGGCGUGACCAAAUGGCGUUACUGAGCGAUCAAUAUCCGAGAAUGACGUCAGACCGGAACACAAACCAAAGCAACGCAGUACAAAAAUGGAGGCAGUAGAAACAGAUCCUUUGCUCGGACAAACGAACCGAGCAUUUAAUUCCGCACCCUCGAGAUCGGGAACAGAAGAAAUGAGAAAUCCCGCGCAAUGGCCAGAGGAUUCUUAUGAUCUGUUCUUACAUGACACUGGUUUUGUUGCAAAGCAAGACGAACUCGAUGAACCAUGUCAAAGGCCGAAUGGAUUCUGCUGCAGAAUCUGCGCAAAGCUGAAGUUCUUUCUCUUCGAUUCUUCCUGGCCUUUGUCGUGUUUCCUUUUGGUUGCAUUCCUUGGUUUUUGGUUGCCAAAGAAGAGGAAAUCAAUAUGGCCGCUUACUUUCAUACCAGUAUUUCAUCUUCUGUUCGGCUUGGGUGCACAUUUCUUCUUUAUCCUGUCUUCAAGCCACCAUAGUGUUCAUUUAGGAUCCAAAAUGCUGCUCACAGCUCUGUGGAUUAGCUCCUUUGCAUCAUAUGUUUUAGCUCUCUAUUACUUCAGAUAUCACUCACAAGAAUGGAUGAGAGAUCUGAACAAAAAUCAAUACCGAGCUAUCAAUGUAGCCCUGAUCACCGGUUUGCUUCUUGUCUCGUGGGUUUUAUUUGGAGAUGCGUACUAUCAAGUCAUCUUUGACUUGGUCAACAUCAAGGAAGCCUGUUUGCAAACCUGUCACCAUCUGGUCGUAUGCACUGGUGUUUUUUACACUCUAGCCGUGUCAGUCUACUGGGUCUACUGGGGUUUGUAUUCCUCUGUCGCUGUUUGCUGUAUGUUUUUUUCGUUGUGCCUCGUAAUGACAAACGACCUCUCGAAAGGUUACACACGUAUAGCGAAAUGUACGGGGGAUGUGCGUAACGCUUUGAUAAUUCACAGACAAGUGCGUGAACAAAUAGCAGAGCGGGUCAACAGCAUACGAGUUUGGUUUCUUAUUCACAUGCUCUUCUAUGUUGUGGUUUUAUUAGCGAACAUUUUUGAAUGGUGGGAAGCGGCUAGGGAUCUUCACUUUGCCUAUGAGUACAUGGCGCAGAUUUCUGGCACACUGGUGGUGGUGUACAAGUUUUUCUUCCCGUUCUUGUCAGCCAGUUACGUGACUUGGCACGAGGCUACGCUCGUGCAAGAUUUGAAUGACAGGUUAGAUUUCUCGCCUGGAGACACGUUUCAUUCGAGGCAAGAGUUGGAAGUGUUUCUUAUACAAAGCAAGAGGCGUGGUUAUGGAUUUCGCCUUUUCAAGAUACAAAUAACCAUAACAAUCGCCGUGUUCUCUCUACUUGGAUCGGGGUUUGGACUUGUGCAUAACUUGAAAGGUUAACUGACUAAUUGUUGUAAUCAAUAGAGGGUGCACAAUAGAGUUCUCAGAUCCCGCUUUCCCGUCCAUUUUUUCCUGUUAAUCCCACCAUUCCGCCCUUUUUUUACCUGGAAAUCCCGAUCCCGGCCACUUUUCAAAGACGUUUCUGCGUUAAUGAUUAAUUUGAAGGAGUCCGUUCGUGAUAAACUGUUUACGUGACACUGCGUGCAAAUAUUUCUCGCAUUUAAUAUUGUUUUAUUUAAGUCUCCAAGGAUUUGUUUUGUACAUUUAUAUUCAAAUAACGUUUUCUUAUUCAUUUUGACUUGAAAAUGACGUUGAGUAAACGUCGAAACGUCGUCGCUUUUUAGAGUUUUUUUACAGCUUUUAGAGUUUUUAACCGUGAUGGUUUUAACUUUUGUCUUAUCGCAAUGUUUUAUAGUUAAGUUAAAUUAAUAAUUAAUUUAAUUACUAACACAGAAACCUUUUAAAAAUAGACAUCGCAUAAAAGAUCAC